AUGUGUGCACCAUUUGUCAAUCAUUGUGGUGGAUAUGACAAAGUGGGGUUUAUUAGGAAAGAUAUUUACAAUCAAGAAGUGUGCAUGAGAAAGCAACAUACCUCUUAUGCAAGUGGUGCAUUGAAGUAUUUACAUGAUUUAUGCAAGAAAGAUCCAAUGAUGUAUGUUUCAUACACCGUGGGUGAAGGCUCAAGACUACAACGGUUGUUUUGGUGUGAUGCUGAGAGCCAAUUGUUUUAUGAGGUAUUUGGUGAUGUACUCGCAUUCGAUGCCACUUAUAAGAAAAAUAAGUAUUUGUGCUCUUUUGUUGUCUUUUCUGGUGUUAACCACCAUAAUCAGACAAUAGUUUUUGGUGUUGCUAUCGUGGCUGAUGAGACGGAAGAAACAUAUGUUUGGUUGUUGGAACAAUUCUUGGAAGCAAUGAAAGGAAAAACUCCUUUUUCAAUACUAACUGAUGGUGAUCUAGCUAUGAGGAAUGCUAUAACAAGAGUGAUGCUUGGUGUUUUUCACAGACUGUGUGCAAGGCACUUAUUCCGUAAUGCAUUGAGCCAUGUUCGAGACAAACAAGUUUUGAAAUGGUUGAAGAAGCUAAUGCUUUGUGAUUUUGAAGUGAUCGAAUUUAAAAAAAAUGGAAAAGAGAUGGUUGUUACCUUUCAAUUGGAAGACAAUAGUUGGAUAGCUAAAUUGUACGAAAAAAGGAUGAAGUGGUCUCCUACGCAUUUGAGGGGUAACUUUUUUGCAGGCAUAUGGACAACAUCUCGAUGUGAAGCCUUCCAUGCUCAUGUUGCAAAAUAUGUUCAUUUGUGA
Messenger RNA from Glycine soja, 807 nucleotides. RefSeq names its product protein FAR1-RELATED SEQUENCE 5-like. The record is from RefSeq and is a predicted model, not a curated record. Gene Ontology annotation, biological process: regulation of DNA-templated transcription. The coding region runs from base 1 to 807 and encodes 268 amino acids. Lineage: Eukaryota; Viridiplantae; Streptophyta; Magnoliopsida; Fabales; Fabaceae. The transcript has a single exon.